Messenger RNA from Balaenoptera ricei (Rice's whale), 3263 nucleotides. It is a transcript of the gene SLC45A4, whose product is annotated as solute carrier family 45 member 4. The coding region runs from base 465 to 2786 and encodes 773 amino acids. The transcript has 8 exons. Gene Ontology annotation, biological process: transmembrane transport. Lineage: Eukaryota; Metazoa; Chordata; Mammalia; Artiodactyla; Balaenopteridae. Gene Ontology annotation, molecular function: sucrose:proton symporter activity. The record is from RefSeq and is a predicted model, not a curated record. Gene Ontology annotation, cellular component: membrane.
CCUGCCCGGCCCGGCCCGGCCGCCCCGCCGCGCCGCCGCUCCGCGGCCCCGGCCGGAGGAGACAGAUCAGCCAGCCCCUCGAUGGGGAGCGACGGCGGCCUACCUGUGUGUGUCACCUGCCCACCUCUCUGUAGCAAGGAAAGGAGCUUCAGCACUUCUUCAGUAAUGAUGAUGAAACUGGUAUUAACUGAAUGGCAUUUAUGGAUUUUUAACUCUAAUUCACAGUAAACCAGCAAGCCAUAUGUUUAAUCCAACCAAAAAUCGUUCUGUUCUGCUGCGUGUCUCAUCCGAUUGUGAGAAGUUUCGAGAUAACCUGUUUGUACAAAGAGGAAUAUAAGUAUUAUUACUUGCUGGAGGAACACACUGAAGCAGAAAGAGAAGACGUCUUAAUUUAUCCUUAAAGAUAUAUGAUAGAAUUAUUUAUAUAGAUAGAGUAAAUAUAUAUAUAUAUAUUUUUGGUGGUAAUGAAAAUGGCUCCGCAGAAUGCCGACUCAGAAUCCCUGCAAGUUCAGGAGUUGCCGGUGCCCCUGCCGGACCUGCAGAAGCCGGGGAGCGCGGAGGCGGAGACGCACGACGAGACCGUCAGCGAGGGGUCCAUAGACCGCAUCCCCGUGCGCCUGUGGGUGAUGCACGGGGCUGUGAUGUUUGGCAGGGAGUUCUGUUACGCCUUGGAGACGGCGCUGGUCACGCCGAUCCUGCUGCAGAUCGGCCUUCCGGAGCAGUACUACAGCCUCACCUGGUUCCUGAGCCCCAUCCUUGGCCUCAUCUUCACCCCCCUCAUCGGCUCCGCGAGUGACCGGUGCACCCUAAGCUGGGGCCGCCGGCGGCCUUUCAUCCUCGUGCUGUGCGUGGGCGUGCUCUUUGGAGUGGCACUUUUCCUUAACGGCUCUGCCAUCGGUCUGUCCCUCGGCGAUGUCCCCACCCGGCAGCCCAUUGGCAUCGUCCUCACGGUGCUGGGGGUGGUGGUCCUGGACUUCAGCGCUGACGCCACCGAGGGGCCCAUCCGCGCCUACCUGCUGGACGUGGUGGACAGCGAGGAGCAGGACAUGGCCCUCAACAUCCACGCCUUCUCUGCCGGCCUCGGCGGGGCCAUCGGCUACGUGCUGGGGGGGCUGGACUGGACCCAGACCUUCUUGGGCGCCUGGUUCCGGACGCAGAACGAGGUGCUCUUCUUCUUCGCGGCCAUCGUGUUCUCGGUGUCGGUGGCCCUGCACCUGUUCAGCAUCGACGAGGAGCACUACAGCCCCCAGCAGGAGCGCGGCGUGGACGCGGCCGACGCACCGGCCCCCGGCCCCCGCGCCAGCGUGCUGGACGGCGGCGCCCUGUUCCCGGACGAGGUGCAGUCGGAGCACGAGCUGGCCCUGGACUUCCUGGACGCGGGCAUCGUGCGGAGCAAGAGCGACUCGGUGCUGCACGUGCCGGACGCCACGCUGGGCCUGGAGCCCGAGCUGCUCUUCCUGCACGACAUCGAGCCCUCCAUCUUCCACGACGCCUCCUACCCCGGCACCCCCUGCAGCAUGAGCCAGGAGCUCGUCCGGGCCCGGCCGCCCCGCCUGCCCCCGCUGCUCUGCGAGCCCGCCGGCGAGGACGAGACCCUGCUGGAGAACCACCUGAGCACAGCCGGGCUCCCCAACGGAGGGGGCUCCCCGCCCCGCGGCGGCCUGGGCGGCUGCAGCCGGGUGGACGUGAAGCCCUCGGCCACGGCGGGCUCCGGGCGGCGGCGCCGGCACAUGUUCCGCCGGCAGGCCUCCAGCACCUUCUCCUACUACGGCAAGACCGGGUCCCACCGCUACCGCUACCGGCGCGCCAACGCCGUGGUCCUGAUCAAGCCCUCGCGCAGCAUGAGCGACCUGUAUGACCUGCAGAAGCGGCAGCGGCAGCGCUGCCGCCGCCGCAACCAGAGCGGGGCCACCACGUCCAGCGGGGACACAGAGAGCGAGGAGGGCGAGGGCGAGACCACCGUGCGGCUGCUCUGGCUGUCCAUGCUGAAGAUGCCCCAGGAGCUGGUGCGGCUCUGCCUCUGCCACCUGCUCACCUGGUUCUCCGUCAUCGCCGAGGCCGUGUUCUACACCGACUUCAUGGGCCAGGUCAUCUUCGAGGGGGACCCCAAGGCUCCAUCCAACUCGACCGCAUGGCAAGCCUACAACGCGGGCGUGAAGAUGGGCUGCUGGGGCCUGGUCAUCUACGCGGCCACCGGUGCGACUUGCUCAGCCCUGCUACAGAAGUACUUGGACAACUACGACCUGAGCAUCAGGGUGAUCUACGUGCUGGGGACGCUGGGCUUCUCCGUCGGCACAGCUGUGAUGGCCAUGUUCGCCAACGUCUACGUGGCCAUGAUCAUGAUCAGCACCAUGGGCAUUGUCUCCAUGAGCAUCUCCUACUGCCCCUACGCCCUGCUCGGGCAGUACCACGACAUCAAGGAGUACGUUCACCACAGCCCCGGGAACUCCAAGCGUGGCUUUGGCAUAGACUGUGCCAUCCUCUCCUGCCAGGUCUAUAUCUCCCAGAUCCUGGUGGCCUCCGCCCUGGGCAGCGUGGUCGAUGCGGUCGGGACUGUGCGCGUCAUCCCUAUGGUGGCCUCUGUGGGCUCUUUCCUGGGCUUCCUGACGGCCACCUUCCUGGUCAUCUACCCAGAGGGGUCUGAAGAGGCCAAGGAAGAGCAGAAGGGCCUGUCCUCCCAGGCUCUGGGCGAAGGCGGGAGCGGCAGCAUCGAGAAGCCCACGGUCCUGAAGCUGUCCCGGAAGGAGGGCCCGCAGGGGCUCGCGGAGACCGAGUCGAUGGUCUGAGCCGCGCCCCGUGCACACACAUUCCAGGGCCCGCAGGGAGGCGGGGAGGGGCGGGGGACACCGCCCCUGCAGGCUGGCUGCUGUGGCCUUAGCGGCAGCGCAAACCAGAGUGGAGGCUCGGUAGUUGUAGGGUGGCUUGGCGCCACUAGGCAAAAAUACCACAUUAAUUACUUUUUCCACAAUUAAAAAGAAUCAUUUGAAAUCUUUUUUUUUUUUUUAAUCGAAAAAGAUCUUUUAAUUUCAACUUUGUCUUUUACUCUGCAGGUAUAUUAUUCUGCAUGUUUUAAAAGUAUAAACCAGAUUUACAACAUAGACCAUAAGUGAUUUAGAAAAAAAUAAGAUUUUUGCAUUUCUAAAGUUAUAAUUGAAAACAAAAAAUAUCUGAUGUAUUUUGCUAUAUCGUAUCUGAAUUCUUCAGAUAGCAGUCAUGUAGUCAGUGACUAAAACAUUUUUAUCAAAUUUUUUUCCCUGUGGAUG